GCAAUGUACAAUGUACGCCACUUGGGCCCGGAUGAACGAUUUAUUCAGAUUGGAGACUCGGCUCUCAUCAAGGUUGCCGCUGUAGGGAGUGUGGACCUUAGGUUCCACCAAAUCGGAGCCGACGUGAAACAGGAGGACUUGGAUGUCACUGUGCCGGAAGUUUUGUUUGUACGCGGGUGUGGUCUCAACCUUUUCUCGGUAUGGAAGGUGUCUCACAAGCAUUAGGUCCGUAUCAACCCAACGGUAAGCAAAUGAUGCACGGAAAACUGCGUUAUAUUCGUGGCGUUUCGAGCGAUUCCCUUUUUGCAACCCGCCUUCCCCACAAUUCCCUGCCUUCUAUGGACGUUGCGAAUGAGAAAGCCCGUGAGAGUUCUUUUUCCUUUGUGGCAUCGGCUCUUACAGCCGCGAUGGAUUCCGAUCUAGAACCCCCCCGUGUGACGAAUGCUGUAGCGGAAUACUCGGCGAAGAUGAUUGAUGUGUGGGGGAGUGAAGAGUGUGAACGCGCCAUGGCUGUGUUGGGUCCGGGGAAGACACCUUUCAAUGUCGGCAAUGCACAAAAGGUUAUGGAUAUUAACACGUUCCACAACCGUGCCGGCCACUUGUCCAAACCCAUUUUGAGACUGUCCGCGAAGCAGCACGGGAUUACCCUUACGGGCACGAUGGACAGCUGUCGAUGGUGCUUGCCGGCGCGAGGGACGAGGGCGCCGGUGCCGAAGCAGGGAGGCGGGUACCGUGGCAAGAGGGCGCCGAACGACGUGUUCCACAUCGACCUCUGCCCCCUUACACGGCGACGAUCGGUGGCAACCACUAUAUGCUCUUCGGUGUGGACGCCGCCACGGGAUGGAUGGUCUGCUACGCCAUGCGGCGUAAGUCGGAGGGGCUAGCGGUCGUCAAGCGCAUCGUCGUGGAUGCCGCACACAAGGCUGGUACCGCGAUCAAGUGCAUCCACUGGAACUGCGAUGCCCUCUUGACCAGCAGCAACUUCAAGUAGUUCUGUGCCAGCAUGGGGAUCGCGCUCGAGUACUCCCCUCCCAGCGUGCAGCAGUACAACCGCGUUGUCGAGAGCGCCAUCCAGAGGGGCCUCAAGGUGGCCAAGGCAUCCCGCCGGGCCGCCCAGGAGCUGCUUGGCCUCGCAGGAUUUUCGUGUGUCCGUGGGCUGAGUGUUCGUGGCGAUGAGCUCUGGGCGGAGUCCGCAAAAGACGCCGCGCAGAAGCUGAACCAGUCAGCAUCUCCUUGGCAUCUCCUUGGGUGCGUCGCCGCAGGAACUCUACACCGGCAAGGGAGGCCCUUUUCGCUUGAUCCCGUUCUUCCAGUACGGUUUCAUGUGGGAGCGGCCGGCAACGAAAAUGGACGACAGGGUCGUGCCGUGCUUUUUCCUCAACGCCGGGGACAACCACGCCGACGUCACCAUGAAGGUGCUCAAGGAGAGGACCGGCCACGUGUGCUACACCUCGAAUGUAGCGUGGGCGGCGCUCCCGCCGUCGGGGGGGGGCGGG
Molecule: messenger RNA, 1496 nt
Organism: Ectocarpus sp. CCAP 1310/34
Lineage: Eukaryota; Phaeophyceae; Ectocarpales; Ectocarpaceae
Source: the annotation of a GenBank genome assembly